Menidia menidia (Atlantic silverside) is the source of this 915-nucleotide messenger RNA. The record is from the annotation of a GenBank genome assembly. Lineage: Eukaryota; Metazoa; Chordata; Actinopteri; Atheriniformes; Atherinopsidae.
UUUGAAGGAAGUUGGUGUGAAAUUGACAUCAAUGAGUGUGGUUCAAAUCCAUGCCAAAAUCAAGCUGACUGUGUGGACCAGGUCAACGGUUACAGGUGUGAAUGUAAGAAGGGAUACUCUGGCCUUCGCUGUGAGGAAGACAUCAAUGAGUGUGCCUCAAAUCCUUGCAGCAAUGCUGGCAUCUGUCAGGACCUUGUGAACAAUUUGUAUCCCGUCAUGACUGCAUUCCCGUGUGACCUGGCCCUGAUCAGAGCACUCCCCUGGCUGCACAGUCCAGGGAGUUCACAUCAGUGUUAUCACAUUCUCCUUAGGUUCCACUGCUUUUGCCCUCCUGGUUAUUUUGGAACGCUGUGUGACCUGGAUGUGAACGAGUGUGAAGUUUCACCUUGCCUACACGAGGGCAUCUGUAUCAACACGCCUGGGGGCUUCAAGUGCAUCUGCCGGCCUGGAUAUACAGUAGUGAAAGUCCAACAAAAUAAUGAUACGGACUGUGCUUGCAGUCCCUGCUUGAACGGAGGCUCAUGCGUGGAUCUUAUUGAUAAAUAUGCAUGCUUCUGUCAGGACGGCUACACAGGAAAGACUUGUGAAAAUGAUAUAGAUGUUUGCAGUGAAGGUCCUUUUAAUGUCUCGCUGUGUUUCAAUGGAGCCACGUGUCUGGAUGGGGAAGGAUCGAACUUUACAUGCAGUCACAUGCCAGAAGGAAAUUUCACUAUCGCAGACUGUGCUUGCAGUCCCUGCCUGAACGGAGGCUCAUGCGUGGAUCUUAUUGAUAAAUAUGCAUGCUUCUGUCAGGACGGCUACACAGGAAAGACUUGUGAAAAUGAUAUAGAUGUUUGCAGUGAAGGUCCUUUUAAUGUCUCGCUGUGUUUCAAUGGAGCCACGUGUCUGGAUGGGGAGGGAUCGAACUUUACAUGC